AUGAAGCCACGUAAAGCAGCGUUCCUAGAGACUGGCGCAGAGCCUUUUGUUUCCGAGGCCCAAUAUGGAGACUGUUUGGGUUGGCUCUGGAACAUCAUGCUAUCUAUCAUGGGUGUAGUGCGUACUUGCAUUGGUGGCCUUCACGCUGGCAACGAGUGCAGCUGGCACCUGGGCGCUCUUCGAGAUCGCAUCGAACCUUUGAUCUUUACGUUAGACCCGCAUAACUAUUUUUUUGAGAUAGGCUUACCUUGCGACGGUGACAGCGAAUACACACGGCGCGUGCCCGACGAUGCGGAUCUGAGCUACGCGCUUUCGGCAUUCUAG
Penicillium manginii is the source of this 324-nucleotide messenger RNA. RefSeq lists its product as uncharacterized. The record is from RefSeq and is a predicted model, not a curated record. The transcript has a single exon. The coding region runs from base 1 to 324 and encodes 107 amino acids. Lineage: Eukaryota; Fungi; Ascomycota; Eurotiomycetes; Eurotiales; Aspergillaceae.